AGGACCUGUACGACGCUCAUACAUUGCAGUACUUUGCAAUAUCGCACCGUUCUUGGUCACUUGCAGCGCUAGAGGCGAAAAUUUUAAGAGGCAGCACAGGGAAGUCCGCAGAAGGCAGUAAACCCUUAGGACCACAAGCGAGCAAUAGAUGGGAGGCUGCUUAGGGUCACCCGCAACCCAGCAGGGGAAGUACGGAUAUCCCCAGCAGGGAGGCUACCCUCAGCAGCAAUAUGGAGGGUACCCAGGAGGAGGAUAUCCCCAACAGGGUGGUGGUGGGUAUCCUCAUCAAUACCAGCCAAAUUAUGGAGGUGGUGGCUAUCCACAGCAGCAGGGGUAUGGAGGUGGAGGCUACCCUCAGCAACAAAUGUAUGGGCAGCAGCAGGGCCGUCCAGGCAUGGGUGCCGGCACAGGCAUGAUGCUGGGCGCGGGAGGCGGCCUCCUAGGAGGCAUGCUCAUUGGGGACAUGAUUAGCGACUCUCAUGGCGGCGGCGGCGGCGGCGGAACUGACUCCGUAACCAACAAUUAUUACGGGGACUCUGGUUACGAGGGCGGUGGUGGGGGUGGUGGAGGUGACAUGGGCGGUGGUGGUGGUGGCGAUCCGUACGGCGGCAUGGGUGGUGACAUGGGUGGCGGCGACUUUGACACUUCUGGCGGAGACUUCAUGUGACAAGGGGAGAACAUUGGAAUGAGAGGAGUCCCUUGAGACUGUUGUCUUCAUGGAGGGCUGCUGGGGCUGCCAUGUGUGUUGGCCAGGCGAACCUCUGCUUUCAGGGUGGUCAAUGGCUUGUUUGUGCUGCAGGAGUGUAAAAAGUACUGAUGUUCUGCACACUUGCAUUUUCGAAUCACAUGAUGUAUGUGCCUUCUAUUUAUUCGAGGGGUGUCAUGUGUCCCGUGGUCAUGUGUGCAUACUUUCUUGAUGACAAAUGCUGACCACCGGUAUAUUAGAUAGGUUGAUUGAGAUUUCAUGCUAAAAUUCUUAUGUUUUUAGCAGAGUCUCCACUGUUUAUAUUGCUUGCCAGGUGAUGCAGUAAAUGUCUGUUUCAACCUGACCUGUGUGGAAUACAUCUCCUCAUAAGGUUUAUUGUAGGUGUUCAUAUUUGGUUCCCAAGAACAUGGGAUGAUUUGCCUUUGUGCUGGAAAUUAUUUCCGUAUAUUAAGAGUAUGCUGCCCAUAUGGCUUUUUGUACAAGUUUCCAGCACCUCCUCUCAAAUGUGUCCCUACAACUAGCCUUCCGAGAGCUCAGUCUUUGAGAGCAAUGCCCUGAACGUCAGAACCACUCGAUUGCUUGAAGCCAUUGGCUUGGUUGUAAAUUUUCCGAUCUGCUAGGGUAAAGGGC
Coccomyxa subellipsoidea C-169 is the source of this 1336-nucleotide messenger RNA. RefSeq lists its product as hypothetical. The record is from RefSeq and is a predicted model, not a curated record. The transcript has 5 exons. NCBI's taxonomy places the organism in Eukaryota, Viridiplantae, Chlorophyta, Trebouxiophyceae, Coccomyxaceae. The coding region runs from base 149 to 667 and encodes 172 amino acids.